Aspergillus calidoustus is the source of this 1317-nucleotide messenger RNA. The record is from the annotation of a GenBank genome assembly. Lineage: Eukaryota; Fungi; Ascomycota; Eurotiomycetes; Eurotiales; Aspergillaceae.
CUCGGUCUUGCGGAGAGAGUUUGACCCCCCCUCCUCUUUCCCCUCUGGGUUAAGCGGGGAUCUGUUACAUAAAUCCCCGCCAAACCGCGGAAAAUGCGGGCUCGUCUUCUUGCUUUUCUGAUUCUCCGCAAAAAUUGACACUGCUCUCGACAAUGUGAUUGCGACUCACCAUGCCGGGCUUGCAGAGUUUCGUUUCGCCUGCGCGUUUGGUGGAGCAGUAUCGCCAUGCAAAGAGGACCGUUCAGCGCCCCGAGGACCCCGCUGCUCUAAUCUUAGAAGCAUGGUCGCAGGGCCUGAUGACUGGCUCACUCGUCAUCAUGGCUGCAGUGACCUUUGCAAACAUGCGUCCCGGUGUCCUGCUGCAUAAACUGAUUUUACUCGAGUUGAUCCUAGCCUUAGCCCACGGAACAUUUAUAUUUACUCCAGACCCCGUAUACGGAUGGUACCUGGCCUCGAGCGCGAUCGGACUGAUCAUCUCGUGGUCGCUGCACAAUGUCAUUGCGUGGAUGAAGAAUCGGCCCUUCAUGGGUCGCAAGCUUUCUCUCUUCUAUAUCGGCACAAUUAUCCUGGCACAGCCGUACUGGGCGACCGAGAUCUAUGCCAACUUUGCCUACUUUAACAACAUCAAUCCCACCGUCUACCAGAAGAUUCGCCCGUGGGAAGCAUUAUUCCGCGAUCCGUGGUGGAUCUAUACAACAUGCAAUCUCUUCUGGGUCGUCAAGACCCACUACAACUUUGGCCUCAUCGAGCUGGUGCGCGAGUGUCCCCGCUUCGGGCUCAUGCUCGGCUCAAUGUGUCUGUCCAUCGUAUUCAUCGCUCUCGAUGUGAUUAGUGUGACGGGGGCGCUCAGAGAGGCCAUGCCACUGGGUAUCAAUCCCUUUUGGAAGCUUUGCUUCAUGUUCAAGUGCCUCUGCGACACGAUUAUCCUAGACGACUUCAAGACUGCGCUUGACAAGCUCAGUGUCAGGUGGCUGGCGAGAAAUGGGAUGAACACUGUACAUACACUAGCCUUGAGAGAUCACCCGACAUUCAACGAGGAGCAUGGAAUCCAGUUGGACGGAGGGGAUGAUUAUCCAAAGCCUCAAAUCAGCGCGGUACAUAUUCCGUGACGAGAGUGCGCUAUUUCCACGCGGAUAGUCCCGUUUGCUUAGUAGAUAAUCACGACAUCCUGUAUAUAGAAAUAAAGGGUCAUACCGUGUUCGCAGGCGUAAUCUGCGAGGAGAGACAUUUUUUCAAUCCAUUCAACAGACACCCGGGGCCCCGGUGGAGGGAAAUUCUCGCCCUCGGGCCCGAUCCCGCAAAGUCAGAGACGCUGAC